UCACAUCACACGUUUCCAUGUUUUGGCGGAAGUACGACCAGUGUGAGCUGGCUAGCUAGUUAGCUAGCAAACUGCUUUCUAUUUCCACCCUUAAAACGGUGGUUCAAACAUAUUUCAACUAUAUGGAUGUAUUUUCAUUUCAGGUAGUUAACUUAGUUCACUAGCUGUAAGUUAUCUCAAAUUAGCCACAUGCUAGGCUAGCAUAUGUCAACAUCCCAGGGCAGUUUGAGCUGCUACGAGUUUGAGCUGUUGAGGAGAGACUGCUCAGCUGGUUCAUUAUGAAGACCAAUAAGUCAUAUAAGCUUGUGCUGCACAAGAAAGGUUUUGGUGGAAGUGAUGAUGAGUUGGUUGUCAACCCAAAAGUUUUCCCUCAAGUCAGUCUAAGGGAUAUAAUCGAGAUUGCACACCCAACAGAUGAAUACAGCCCUCUCCUGCUGCAAGUGAAGAGCCUAAAAGAGGACCUUCAGAAAGAGACAAUCAGUGUGGACCAGACUGUAGCACAAGCCUUCAAACUACGUGCUUACCAGGAUGUCAUUGUUAACAUUGUGGACCCAAAGGAUGUAACGCUGGACCUGGUGGAGCUGACGUUCAAGGACCAGUACAUCGGCAGAGGAGACAUGUGGAGACUGAAGAAGAGUCUGGUGAGCACCUGUGCUUAUGUGACACAGAAAGUGGAGUUUGCAGGAAUCAGAGCCCAGGCCAGUGAACUCUGGGUGAAGGGAGAGAAAGUGACCUGUGGGUACAUCAGUGAAGACACCAGGGUGGUGUUCAGAUCCACAUCUGCAAUGGUGUACAUCUUUAUCCAGAUGAGUUGUGAGAUGUGGGACUUUGACAUCUAUGGUGAUCUCUACUUUGAGAAGGCUGUAAAUGGUUUCCUGUCGGACCUUUUCGCCAAGUGGAAGGAGAAGAACUGCAGUCAUGAGGUGACAGUUGUACUUUUCUCACGUACAUUCUACAAUGCCAAAACUAUUGAUGAAUUUCCUGAGAUUCUGAGAGGGUCCAUCAGACAGGAUCACGAGGGACGUUUUUAUGAAGACUUUUACAGGGUUGUGGCUCAGAAUGAGAGACGGGAUGAGUGGACAUCAUUGCUGGUCACUAUCAAGAAGCUAUUCAUUCAGUAUCCUGUCCUGGUGCGGCUGAAAGAAGCAGAUGGUUUUCCUGUUGGUUACAACUCAACUGCUGCUCAAGGAAACUACCUGGAGGCCAUUAACCUUUCCUUCAAUGUGUUUGACAAGCACUACAUCAACCGUAACUUUGACCGCACUGGCCAGAUGUCAGUGGUCAUCACACCGGGGGUGGGCGUGUUUGAAGUCGACCGUCUGCUUAUGAUUCUCACCAAACAGCGAAUGAUUGACAACGGUAUUGGGGUAGACUUGGUGUGUAUGGGGGAGCAGCCAUUGCAUGCAGUACCAUUAUUCAAGCUGCACAACAGAACGACACCUGGAGACUCUCGUGUGGGAGACGACUAUAACCUUCCUCACUGGAUCAACCACAGCUUCUACACCUCCAAAAGUCAGAACUCUUGUAGCUCCUUCACCCCUCGAAUCAAACUGGCUGGCCGCAAGCUUCAUGCUGAGAAAUUCAAGAACAGCAAGGACCACACUCUCUGUGCUCCAAAGGACUCUGAAAACAGCCUGCCUAUACAAGUGGACUACGACGCCUAUGAUGCUCAGGUGUUCAGACUACCUGGUCCUUCACGAAUUCAGAGGAGCACCAACUUCAGGAUGGGUCGAGACAAAGAGAUGAGCGGGAGGAAGAGCUGGGGCUCGGUGGAUGUCAGUGCAGGCAUAGGCUCAUCCCCUCCCGUUCGUUCUGGAGGUCCUGAGGAACAGCGUAGCUUGGCCUCUGAUGAUAGUCUGGGCCCGGUGUCCAACAUGCUGCUUAUACCCCGCAUGCCUCCCGCCCAGUAUGAAGUCAGCAGCUCCCUGGGAUACACCAGCACCAGAGAGUUGUUGGAGAAGAUGAUGGACUCUCAGCGGGACUCCAGUGCCCCGGGCAGGUUCACAGUGGGAAGUGCUGAGUCCACCCUGCACAUCCGUCCUGGAGGUUACACCCCUCAGAGAGCACUCAUAAAUCCCUUCACCCCAUCCAGGAUGCCCAUGAAGCUCACCUCCAACCGGCGGCGCUGGAUGCACACCUUCCCUGUCGGUCCUUCUGGAGAGGCAAUCCAGAUCCAUCACCAGACCAGACAGAAUAUGGCUGAACUGCAGGGCAGCCAGCAGAGGGAUCCCGCCCACACCUCUGCUGAGCUGCUGGAGCUCGCCUAUCACGAGGCCACUGGAAGGCGAACAGCCUUUAGGCAAGCAGGAGAUAACAGCCUUUACAUCGGUGGAGGAAUGGAAGAGUUGACUGGAAGUCCAGGGAGCAACAACAGUGGAACUCUAACCAACCGCGGCUCCUCAUUUGAAGACUUUUCUCUCAAUGGUGCUGAUCCAACCCUGCUGCUGUCUGCACCCCCGACAGUGCCCAGCUUCUGCUGCACAGUGGGGGUGGACUGGAAGUCUCUGACCACACCGGCCUGCCUGCCCCUCACCACUGACUACUUCCCUGACCGUCAGGCGCUGCAGAACGAUUACACUGAAGGCUGCUACGACCUACUGCCUCACAGUGACCUGGAGAGGCGGGAAGAUGAAGCCCCAGUGAUGAGUGCGUCUCAGGUGUUUGAGGAGUUUAUCUGUCAGAGGUUGAUGCAGGGCUACCAGAUCAUUGUCCAACUCAAUAACAGGAAACCACAGCCCUCUGUGGCCACACCGCUUGGCAGCAGCCCUCUUUACUCCAGAGGUCUGGUUUCUCUGCGUCGAGCAGAGGAGGAGGAGACAGUUUACUGGCUCAGUAUGGGCCGGACCUUCCAUAAAGUUUGUCUCAAAGACAAGAUAAUCACUGUUACUCGCUACCUGCCCAAGUACCCGUACGAGUCAGCUCAGAUCCAGUACAGCUACAGCCUGUGUCCUCCACAUUCUGAUGCUCAGUUUGUGUCCUGUUGGGUGGAGUUUGGCCAUGAGAGACUGGAGGAAUACAAGUGGAACUACCUGGACCAGUACAUCUGCUCUGCUGGCUCUGAGGACUUCAGUUUGAUCGACUCUCUGAAGUUCUGGAGGACUCGCUUCCUUCUGCUGCCAGCCGGUGGAGCUCGGCGGGUGGCGGACGGGGAGGGGCACUGGGAUGUUUAUGGGGAUGGAGCGGGUGCUGGAAUGGGUUGCAGCGGGGACUGGGCCCUGCUGGAUGGCUUCAUCCGCUUCCUGGAGGGUCUCAACCGCAUUCGGCGUCGCCAUCGCUCUGACAGAAUCAUUAGAAAGGGCACACCAAUGAAAGGAUUGCAGGUUACCAGUCCUCUCCCUCCGUAUCCUACCGAGCCUGUGGCACCCCCACAAGUCAAGAAAGGCACAUCAGCUUUAUCAGCCUUACUAGAGAUGGAGCAGAACCAGAAGACGCUGGACGAGCACCAGCAGCAGGCAAAGCCCUCAACAGCCGUCAGUGACCCCUCAAGUAUUGCCACAGCUCCCACAUAUGUAGACAGUCCCCGCAAGGAUCCUGCCUUUAUUUUGGAUUUUAUACGUAGCCCUCGCUCCUCCUACAUCUAUCACUCUCAGUUGCCUGCUGAAGCCAGUGAGGCUGCAGAUAAAGGAGUCCAGCCAGUAGUGACAGCUGGGGCAGCAGCACAGCCUGCAGGAGAGACUGCAGCCGGCAGCAGCACCACAGACCCUAGUGGGCAGUCUGCAGCGGGAGUUGUUUCUCUGUCCUCUUCCUCAACACUCUUGGAGAUCCUGGAUGCCAUCAAACAUCCCACGACAGGUGUACAGCUGCUCCCAGAGCAGAAGGGCCUACCACUCAACUGCUUUAUUAGCGCAGAGGUCGUUCAUUGGCUGGUCAACAAUGUGGAGGGCGUGGCCACACAGGGGAUGGCUGUGGAUGUCAUGCAGAAAAUGCUGGAUGAAGGUUUGGUGGCCCACGCUUCUGGAGAUGCUCUGCGCACCUUCGUCUACGGAUUCUACUUCUACAGGAUAGUAGGAGAGAAGGAUGGCCCGACCUCCCAGCCUCCCCCCACGACGGCUGGAGGCUGGUCUGCUGCAGCCCUGGAGGACUUUGCCCUGUUCCAGAGGAAGUGGUUCGAGGUGGCCUUCGUGCUGGAGGAGCGGCGACCCUGCGACCUCCCGGCCUUCCUCCUGCCCUGGCUGCCCAGCCGGCCAGCCUCCUACGCAAGUAGGCACAGCUCCUUCAGCCGCAGCUUUGGAGGACGCAGCCAGGCCGCCGCACUGCUAGGAAACCUCUCUUUGACCUGGGACAAUGCAGACAUUAAUGCUGUUUUAACUUUAUGUGGGACUGAAGGUUGUGAUGGGAAGGAUUCCCAUGGUUACAGCUCUGCUACAGUCCCGGAGCAGAGGACGGUCACUCUGGAUGUGGACGUUAACAACCGCAGUGACCGAACCGAAUGGUGCAGCUGUUAUUACCAUGGAAACUUCUCCCUCAACGCUGCCUUUGAGAUCAAGCUGCACUGGAUGGCUGUCACUGCUGCAGUGCUUUUUGAGAUGGUUCAAGGGUGGCACAGGAAAGCAGCCUCCUGCGGCUUCCUGUUGGUCCCUGUGCUGGAGGUUCCUUUCGCACUGACGUCUUACCUGUACGGAGAUCCACUGAGAGCCCAGCUCUUCAUCCCUCUAAACAUCCACUGUCUGCUGAAGAAUGGCAGUGACAACCUGUUCGAAGGUUUUGAACCAGAGACGUACUGGGAGAGGAUGCAGCUCUUUCAGGAGGCCAUACUGUACAGAUUCGGCUUCGUGCACGACAAGUAUUCUGCUUCUGCUUUUAAUUUCCCCUCUGAGAACAAGCCCCAGUACAUCCACGUAACAGGCACCGUGUUCCUGCAGCUGCCAUACUCCAAGAGGAAGUACUCGAGCGGGCAGCAGCGCCGGCGCAGAAACUCCACCACCUCGAACAGCCAGGGGCCAUUCGGCGGUGAGGAGCGGGUCGGGUACUACUGGGCCUACAACACCAUGCUGACCAAGGCCUGGAGGACGGGCGUGCUGGGUGAUGAGAGGCUCGCCGAUCGCCUGCUCAGAGAUUUCACCGACUUCUGCGUCAACAAGAACAACAGACUGCUCAACUUCUGGGACAGCUGCCAGGAGAAAAUGAACGCCAGCGCUCCCUGACAGGAUUAGAGACGACUGCAGGAAGACAAAAUGUCGAAGAGGAUAAACAUGGAAUGUGAAAAGAUCGUGAAAACUAUUUUUAAUCUUUAUUUAUGCAUCAACUCAGAGUUACACACUGUUCUGUUGCUGCUGUUCAGGGGCAAACAGUUGACUUUGACCGGCCUGCUGCAACGACUAAACCCCUCUAAGAAUGAAUCACUGAUUGCUAUGGAUGUUCACCGUAUUACGUGCUUGAUUCUCUGGUUUGGAUGAUAGAAGAUGAAAUUUUAAAUAUCAAAUUCAUGCCUUAAGAGUUGAGAUUCUGCUCCAAUGUUGUGUUCUGUUAUUUCUUUGUUUACACAAUAUAAAUAAUAAGACACCUA
Siniperca chuatsi (mandarin fish) is the source of this 5506-nucleotide messenger RNA. RefSeq names its product DEP domain containing 5, GATOR1 subcomplex subunit (gene depdc5). The coding region runs from base 279 to 5144 and encodes 1621 amino acids. The record is from RefSeq and is a predicted model, not a curated record. Gene Ontology annotation, cellular component: lysosomal membrane; GATOR1 complex. Lineage: Eukaryota; Metazoa; Chordata; Actinopteri; Centrarchiformes; Sinipercidae. Gene Ontology annotation, biological process: negative regulation of TORC1 signaling; positive regulation of autophagy; cellular response to amino acid starvation. The transcript has 44 exons. Gene Ontology annotation, molecular function: GTPase activator activity.